UCACAGCUUCUAGUUUUAUUUUCGUUUUCAACUGGAAGAACGACUGGAAGCGGCAACGGGUUUUCCCUCGGCGCUCGAUUCAUUCAACAGAUCGAAACCCGCCGGCCAAUCAAUGCAAGUCCGAGUGCAAAAAACGGAAAACAAAAAUCAAAAUUUAAAAAAACACAAAACAGAAACAGAAACAAGUGGAAAAGCCAAGCUCCAGCGGCGAGAUUCCAGAUUCGAGAUUCGAUCUGAGUUCUGAGGGUCGCGUUUUGAGGCCGCGAUUGGCAGCGAUCAGUUGAUUGCAGCCGUCGGGGAAGACAGCCACGCCGGAGUCUAUCACUUCUGAUCACAGCGGAUCCACACAGAGAACUGGAGAAACGGAAACCGGAGAACCGGAAAAUGCUGGUGCUGCUCUUUCAUCUUCUCCUGGCUGUUCUGGGGGCCCAGACCCAGCUGAAGACCCUGAUGCACUUCGGCAACUGCAAUACGUCGGAGUACGGCCGGGGCACCUGCAUCGAGAAGUCCGACUGCGAGUUCUACGCCGUGGACAAGCUCACUGAAUUCGCCAGCAAGCGGCAGUGCUUCUCCCGCCAGCGGCCCGACCUGGUUUGCUGUCCCCGUGAGACAAACAUAAUCCCCAUUCUCGGAGCCCGAAUCUUCAACGAGACCAGCAACAGCGGGAACGAGACCUCCACAACGCCGCUUGCCACCCCCACCCCGCGCACCCUGCUCAAGCUGCUCAAGCUGCUGCCCCGGACCACGCCCCUUCCGCCAACGGGAGCAGAUACCCUGCCGCAGCAUCCGUAUUGUGGCACUUCGUUCGCGUCCCGCGUCACCGGAGGCAACGACACGGAGCUGUACGAGUUCCCCUGGACCACGCUGCUGGAGUACACCCUGCCAGGGGGAGUGAAGGACUUCUCCUGCGGAGCGGCCUUCAUCGCUCAGCGCUGGCUGGUGACGGCCGCCCACUGCGUCCACUCCAGGUACACGGGCCUGAAGAACCUCACGGCGGCCCGGCUGGGCGAGUGGAACAAGGAAACGGACCCGGACUGCGUGACCCAUCUGAGCGGGAAGCGCGAGUGCGCCCCGCCCCACAUCCGCGUGCCUAUCGACCGCAUCCUGCCGCACGCCGACUUCUCCACCGAUACCCUGACCAACGACAUCGCCCUGCUCCGGCUCUCCCAGCCCGUGGACUGGGUGCAUACGCGGCACGUGGAGCCCGUGUGCCUGCCCCCAUCCCAGUCGCAGGGGCCGCCCGUGGGCGCCGCGGCCGACGUCUCCGGCUGGGGCAAGACGGAGACGAGCGAGUCGAGCAAGAUCAAGCGCAAGGCCAUGCUGCACAUCCAGGCAGGGGAGCAGUGCCGCGAGGCCUUUCUGAAGGACGGGUACCUGGUGGGCGAUAGCCAGCUUUGUGCCGGCGGCGCACUCGGGGUGGACUCGUGCAGCGGCGACUCCGGCGGACCGCUGACCGUCGAGGCUGACACCCCCGGGGGCCACCGCUUCGUAUACCUGGCCGGGGUAGUGUCGUUCGGGCGGAGCAGCUGCGGCAAGUCGGAAUUCUCCGGGGUCUACACCCGGGUCAACAAAUACGUGUCCUGGAUCCGGAACACCAUCAACGAGAACCGCGGAUAGGCGCCCCAAGGACGAGGAAUAUUUUUUUUUAUAUUUUAUUGAAAUGUAACUAAGCCACGCAAUUAUAGUCCUUGCAAGGAGUAGCGACUUUGAGGCCAAAGGACACCUGAUUGCAAGAGGAGUGUGAA
Messenger RNA from Drosophila bipectinata, 1745 nucleotides. RefSeq names its product serine protease Ser7 (gene Ser7). The record is from RefSeq and is a predicted model, not a curated record. Gene Ontology annotation, molecular function: serine-type endopeptidase activity. Gene Ontology annotation, biological process: proteolysis. NCBI's taxonomy places the organism in Eukaryota, Metazoa, Arthropoda, Insecta, Diptera, Drosophilidae.